AGUACUGUGGCUCUUUUGACCUUGCAAAUACGAAUGAGUCAGUUUGCAAAUACGUUCAAAAAGUCACGUCCUUCUAAUAAACACUAAAAUCAAUAUUUUAACUUGAAAAUGCCCCUGUUAUUGACAAAUGGGGCCUCAUUUGAAACUGCCCUCAAAAAUCCUUUAAGUGUGAUACAUUUUGCUGCAGACUGGGUAGAACAGUGUGCACAAGUAAAUGACCUUUUAGAUGCGCUAUCAAAAGAAAUAGAUUAUUCAGGUGUUAAAUUUUGUACAUGCCCAGCCGAAGAUAUACCGGAAAUCUCGUUAAAGUAUCAAAUAGAAGCGGUACCCACGAUUUUAUUAUUUCGAAAUGGACAAGAAAUUGAUCGUGUGAAUGGAGCCGAUGCCGCCAAAAUAACUGCUAAAGUUAAAGAACAUUGCCGGACUGAAUCUAGUGUAGGAAAAGUAAAUGAAAAAGAACCCUUAGAAGCACGUCUUAAGCAGUUAAUUAAUAAACAUAAAGUAAUGCUUUUUAUGAAAGGUGAUCGUAAUGCGCCGAGAUGUGGAUUUAGUAAACAAAUUAUUGCAAUUUUAAACGACACAGGGGUUAGUUAUGAUACCUUUGAUAUACUGACUGAUGAAGAUGUUCGUCAGGGAUUGAAAACCUACUCUGAUUGGCCUACAUAUCCUCAACUUUAUGUAACGGGGGAACUUGUGGGAGGAUUAGAUAUCGUUAAAGAAAUGUUGGCCGCAGGUGAUUUGGUGUCUACCUUGCAAGGAUAAGAUUUAUAAUUAUGGACAGAUUUGUCAAUCAUUGCUAAUGCAGAUUAAGGUGCUUUAAGUGCACUUGUGUUGUAACUACAAAUUUAUGACAAAUGAAAUGUUAUUUAUUUAUUUACUUUUGUAUAAAAAAAUAAUCAUUUACUUUCAUUUUUGCUCUUACGAUUUAUGUAAUUGAUGCUGUGUGUAUAUUAUUCAUUUACACUUUUAAUGUUUCAAGUUACAAUGACUUAAAAUUAAUUCUCAAUAAAGGGAUUCUUGCCUUAUCUAAA
Photinus pyralis (common eastern firefly) is the source of this 1031-nucleotide messenger RNA. RefSeq names its product glutaredoxin-3-like. The transcript has 3 exons. The record is from RefSeq and is a predicted model, not a curated record. The coding region runs from base 109 to 762 and encodes 217 amino acids. NCBI's taxonomy places the organism in Eukaryota, Metazoa, Arthropoda, Insecta, Coleoptera, Lampyridae.